Larimichthys crocea (large yellow croaker) is the source of this 5332-nucleotide messenger RNA. It is a transcript of the gene mapkbp1, whose product is annotated as mitogen-activated protein kinase binding protein 1. Gene Ontology annotation, biological process: negative regulation of canonical NF-kappaB signal transduction; positive regulation of JNK cascade. The record is from RefSeq and is a predicted model, not a curated record. NCBI's taxonomy places the organism in Eukaryota, Metazoa, Chordata, Actinopteri, Sciaenidae. Gene Ontology annotation, cellular component: cytoplasm. Gene Ontology annotation, molecular function: protein binding.
UCAGGUCAUUGCCGCAUGCGGUGUUGACGCUGCGGUGCGUCAGUCGGCUCAGUCCGGUCCUGGGUCCUGUUCAGGCCGCUUCGUGUCUUCGCUGUGGCGGAGGUCUAAGAUGCGGAGCAGCCGCGAAAGCGGUGCCCCUGAUCCGGAUCAAUCCAGAACCAAAACCGGAGCCGGUCUAGCUGAACCCUCCGGCCCGGCACGGCCCGGUUCGCAGACAGCAUGACCGCUGCAGCGUCAGCAGCCGCGGAGGAGAGAGCGACAGAGAAGAAAGACUCCAGCCGCUGAGAGAGGCUGCUAGCCGGCCAGCUAACGGCGCGAUGACCGCGGAGGGAGGCGGCACGAUCCGGAGCCGCAUCAAGAACCUGCUGCGGUCCCCGUCCAUCAAACUGAGGCGGAGGACCGGGACCGGGACCGGGCGGCACAAAGAGGACCUGAGCGACAAGGUGACCUUGGAGAAGGUUCUCGGUAUCACGGCUCCGGGGAACCGAGCGCUGGCCUGCGACCCGCGAACCGGACUGCUGGCUUAUCCUGCUGGGUGUGUCGUCGUCCUGUUGAAUCCUCGGAAGAACAAGCAACAUCACAUCUUCAACAGUUCCAGAAAGGCGAUCACCACAUUAGCAUUUUCUCCAGAUGGGAAAUAUAUUGUCACCGGAGAGAGCGGUCACAUGCCGGCGGUUCGAAUCUGGGACGUGUCGGAGCGCGUGCAGGUCACCGAGCUACAGGAACAUAAAUACGGCGUUGCCUGCGUGGCGUUUUCUCCAAACGGGAAGUACAUCGUCAGCGUGGGCUACCAGCACGACAUGAUGGUCAACGUGUGGAACUGGAAGAAAAAUGUGGUGGUUGCAGCCAAUAAGGUGUCCAGUAAGGUGACGGCUGUCUCCUUCUCAGACGACAGCUCCUACUUUGUUACUGCCGGCAACCGCCAUGUCAAGUUCUGGUACCUGGACCACAGCCACACCUCCAAGAUGAACGCCACUGUCCCUCUGCUGGGGCGUUCAGGGCUGCUGGGAGAGCUCAGGAAUAACUUCUUCAGUGACGUGGCGUGUGGGCGGGGUCGACAGGCCUCCUCCACCUUCUGCAUCACUUCCUCCGGUCUGUUGUGCGAGUUCAACGACCGGCGACUACUUGACAAGUGGGUCGAGCUGCGGAGAGUUGACUCGGCCUCCACAUCUCAGGCCACCUGUCUGUCCGUCACCGAUGAGCUGAUCUUCUGCGGCUGCUCUGACGGGACGGUCAGAGCUUUCAGCCCCGUCAGCCUGCACUUCCUCUGCACUCUGCCCCGCCCACACUGUCUGGGGGCCGACAUUGCCAGUAUGGUGGAGGCCAGUCAGCUGUUCUCCUGCAGGUCGGAGGCUCGUUACCCUGACACCGUGGCGGUGACCUAUGACCCCACCAACCGCUGGCUGUCGUGUGUCUACAACGACCACAGUGUUUACGUGUGGGACGUCCGAGACCUCCGUGAUCCCCGCAGGGCGGGAAAACUUUACUCCGCCCUCUACCACUCCUCCUGUGUGUGGAGCCUGGAGGUUUAUCCAGAGAGAGGAAGAGGAGGAGGAGGAGGACAUGAGGCACGUCUCCCCUCCGGAUCGUUCCUGUCCUGCUCCUCAGAUAACACAAUCCGACUGUGGAACAUCGACGGCCACAAUGUCAUCAACAAGAACAUCCUGAGCCACGACCUGCAGAAGGUCAUCUACGUGGAUGACAACAUAAACAGCCUCCUAGACACGGAGAGCGCCACCGUCUCUGGUGGCAACACAGAGAAGGCGGGGUCAUCGGGCUAUGAGGGGCAGCAGACCGACCAGAGCAGGGCGGGCAUUAGGACCUUGAGAGUCAGUCCUGAUGGACAGCACCUGGCCUCUGGAGACCGCAUGGGAGUCCUCAGGAUCCACGAUCUGGAAAGUAUGGAGGAGAUCAUGAACGUUCAGGCUCACGACUCAGAGAUCCUUUGCCUUGAGUUCUCCAAACCAGAAACAGGUCUCCAGUUGUUAGCCACAGCCAGUCGUGACCGUCUGAUCCACGUCCUGGAUGCGGGCUCAGAGUACAGUCUGCUGCAGACUCUGGAUGAACACUCGUCCUCCAUCACCGCCGUGCGAUUCGCUGCCAAUGAGGGGAAGGUGAGGAUGAUCAGCUGUGGAGCCGAUAAGAGCGUUUACUUCCGCACCGCCCAGCAGGUGGAGGGGGGGUUGGAGUUCACUCGGACUCAUCACGUGGUCAGGAAGACGACUCUGUACGACAUGGACAUUGAACCAACCAGAAAGUACGCAGCAGUGGGCUGUCAGGACCGCAGCAUCAGGAUCUUUAACAUCAGUAAUGGGAAACAGAAGAAGUUGUAUAAAGGCUCUCAGGGCGAAGACGGGACUCUGAUCAAGGUGCAGAUCGACCCGUCAGGUCUCUACAUCGCCUCCUCCUGUUCAGAUAAGAACAUCAGUAUCUUUGACUUCUACUCUGGAGAGUGUGGGCACAUGUUUGGACACUCAGAGAUCGUCACAGGUUUGAGGUUCAGCAGUGACUGCAGACAUCUGAUCACUGUCUCUGGAGACAGCUGUAUCUUUGUGUGGCGUCUCAGUCCAGAGUUGACCAUCAGGAUGAGGCAGCGACUCGCUGACCUCCGACCUCCCAGCAGCACCCAGAACACCCAGAAUGCAUCUCAGCAGAAAGUGGUGACGCUCAGCAGCGACACGUCGCCUCCUCGUGUCGUCACCAUGUCGUCUGACAGCGACAAGGAAGAGGACGAGGAGGACGAGGAGGAGCUCCGCUGUCCUUAUAGGGACACAGCAGGAACUCUGGAGGAGGAGACAGAAACGUCUGAUGAGAAGUUCAGCUCUCUGGACAGCAGGAAGGAGGUGUUGGCAGGUCGACCUCCUCGCCGCCGCUGGUCUCGGAGGACAGGCGGCGUGGAGGAUGGUGCUCUGAUGGUGAAGUCCAUGUUAGACCUGAGACUGCUGGAUUCGUACUGUCCUGACAGACCGGAGGAGCAGCAGGUGGAGCAGGAGGAGAUGAAGACCCGCCCCCUCGACGGUAACACCUCCACCUGCAGCCGGAGGGGGAGGGGCCCAGGCAUGGAGGUGGGACUUUACAGGACCAAUCAGGAGCUGGGAAGCACCAUCAGUCUGCAGGUCACCACUGCAUGGGCAGAGGACGACGAGGCGAGGACCAAUCAGAGGCCAGACUUCAUCCGCUUGUCCAAUCAAAGUCCAGACAGGGAAGCUCAGGUGUUGUAUCCUGACCAAUGGGAGGACAGAGUGAGCCUGGCAGGAAGUGAGUUCCAGGUGAAGGAGGCGUGUUCUGCUGCUGCUGAUGGACGACAGGACAAACCCAGUCCGGACAGCGGCUGCUCACUGGGAUUCAACUCCAGCCUGUCCAGUCCAGUCAGACCUGCCGGACAGGACUUGGAGCCUACAGAGCCUCUCAGUGUGGACGGAAACUUCUCUGAGCUGGAGGACGAUGAAGACGAGGGAGGAAGAGGAGGAGGAGGAAAAAUCAGCACUCAGCACAUCCCUCAGACUCCAGACCAGGAGGCGUUCCUGAAGGAGCACUUUGUCACGUUGAACGACCUCUCAGGUUCAGGAAGUCCGAGCAGAGCGUCUCACAGCUCCAGUGAGAGUCUCAGCAUCUCGUCCAGGUUUCUCUCCCAGAAUUCAGCUGGAAGUCGAACCGUGGCUCCUCUCCCAUCUCGUGGAGGAGGCGCGGAGGUGAAGGCCCGUCCUCUGGUCUCAGAGGUACGACCUCUGAUGGAGCAGAAUAAGACCCAGGAGAGGAGGGUGUCAUGGAACCAUGACCCAACACAGAAACAGAAUCAGGACCAGCUCCAGUCCCAGAACAGGACCGACCAGGACCAAACUCAGCCUCCACAGCAAGGUACAGGUGAGCUGGAGGAGGAGGAGACCUCCUCAGCCCAGCAGGCUUACAGGCCCUCCCCCCUGAAGAAGAAGGUCCAAACUGGGUCAGAAUCCAGGAGGAACCUGGGCCCGACGGCACGGGCAGCCGCCUCCCACUUCAACUCCUCCUCUGGACUUCGAAAGGCUCAGUCGGUCCAAAGCCUGCUGACCGACACAGGUGACUCCUCUCAUCCAACCAGAGACAUCCCCCCUCAGAUGCUCCUCUCCCCUCAGAUGCCCCUCCCCCUGCAGCGUCCCACCACCCUCCCCUCCUCCCCCAGACGCCCUCCAUCUACAGCCCUGCCCCUUCAGAGACCAAGCCCCGCCUCCCCCAGGUCCCCCCAGCAGGAAGCCAUCGUCACUCCGCGGAAGUCUUCCUCGUCCUCUUCCUCCACGGCGUCGGCGCCGCGCUCCUACAUGAGCCCCACCGCCAGCUCAAUGGCCAAGAUGUCACGCUCCGUCUCCGUGGGCGAUGGCCUCAACAUCUCCGAACCCUCCGAGGACCCCUCAGUGACAUCAUCAUCAUCAUCAUCAUCAUCAUCGACGGCGGCGACAAUAACCGCCUCCUCUCAGGUCAAAGAGACUCCGCCUCCUCCAGUUGCUGUGGUGUCCUCCAAUGCUGUUUUGGCCACGCCCCCUCAUGCCGCCGUUGUCCCCGUCGUCGCCUCCUCCUCCUCCUCAUCUUCUUUUCUGGGUAACCAUGGUAACCAGGCAGCGCCUCCUCCUCGCGGCCUCCAGGCUCGGGUCCCGGGCAGCAGCAGACCGCUCCCCGAUAAGCCCUCGCUCGCCGCCUUCUCACCGUCACCCUCCUCGUCUUCCUCCUCGCGGCCUCCUCCAGUGUCCGUCUCCCCCCUGACUCCGCCCCCACAGGAGGAGGAGCCUCAGAGAGAUGACGCAGGUUUGGACUCCCAUCAUCCUCCUCUUCUUCCUCCUCCUCUUCUUCAUCCCUUCAUCCUGUCAUCUCUCCGUCGGAGCUCUGUGCUGACGGACCAGCCAAUCAGUGUGGAGACCUGCAGAGCGCUGACCAAUGAGCUGCAGAGCUGCUUCAAGAGAGCAACACACCUGUACAGGAAGGUGAGUGGCUCCUCCCCCGAUGACUCCGCCCCUGACCAGCGUCAGAUGGCUGUCGUCCUAUCAGAGGCCUUCCAGGCCAUGAGGGCGGAGCUCGACUGUUUGCCGCUCGGCACGCCGAGCAUUCUGGGAGUGGAGGGGGGGCUGGGAGGAGUGGGGGAGGUGAAGACGGCGGCUCUCCUGGAGGAGUACUCCCUGCUGCUGCUGCAGGCCGUGCACCGGAGGGUCAGUGAACGCAACACGGAGUAGACACUACGCUCUCCAUCACCUCCUCCUCUUCAUCACCUCCUUUCCAUCACCUCCUCUUCAUCACCUCCUCCUCUCCAUCACCACCUCCUCCUCUCCAUCACCUCCUCCUCUUCUUCAUCACCUCCUCCUCUCCA